AUGCAAGCCACUCUGUCGCUGGAGCAGCCUCCGCAAGCGCAGACCACUUGCCACCUGGAAAAUGCAGUCCGGUUUAAAGGAAAACCGCUCGGAUCAGGGAACUGGCUCGAACAAGAGGGCCACAUUUGUAUCCGGAUUGAUUUUACCUCUAAUCUGGCAGCUCUGAGGAGGCGUAAUCGCGGAGAUGUUGACAUCAGGAGGCAGUUUUUAGACCUGCAUUAA
Microthlaspi erraticum is the source of this 222-nucleotide messenger RNA. The record is from the annotation of a GenBank genome assembly. Lineage: Eukaryota; Viridiplantae; Streptophyta; Magnoliopsida; Brassicales; Brassicaceae.